Eublepharis macularius is the source of this 13032-nucleotide messenger RNA. RefSeq names its product dynein axonemal heavy chain 11 (gene DNAH11). Gene Ontology annotation, molecular function: ATP binding; minus-end-directed microtubule motor activity; dynein intermediate chain binding. Gene Ontology annotation, biological process: microtubule-based movement. Bases 1 to 13032 code for a protein of 4343 amino acids. Lineage: Eukaryota; Metazoa; Chordata; Lepidosauria; Squamata; Eublepharidae. The transcript is spliced from 80 exons. Gene Ontology annotation, cellular component: dynein complex. The record is from RefSeq and is a predicted model, not a curated record.
AUGCUACCCAUUCUUUCAAACCAGAAAAAUCAUGAAGCCUGGCCACAUUUUGUUUCACAGGACAUGGAACGACAUGUAGAAAUCAUGAAAAAUAAGACACAUGUUUUGAAUGGAAUUUUGUCAGGGCGAACGCUCCUUCCCAUUCCAACAGUUGCAACUGAGACAAUGAAUGAAAUGCAGGCUGAAAAUAAACGAGAUUCUUAUACAAGGUCAGUGCUACAUGCAAUAGAAUCCAUGAUUAUCAAGUGGUCUCAUCAAAUACGAGAAAUUGUCGAACAGAAUUCAGCUCAAACUCUUCUUUAUGGUUUUCUCCCGGAUCCACAAACUGAGCUCAAGUAUUGGAAGGAAAGAAAAGAUAACCUGUGUUAUAUAUAUAAGCAACUUCAGAGUCCUGUUGUUCAGAAAAUGAUUAGGAUCUUAAAAGCCAAGAACAGCAGCUAUUAUCCGAUUUCUCAAGACAUUUACAAGGAGGUAGAAAAUGCUCUUGUUGAAGCACAGGAUGUUGAACUGUAUUUGAGACCUCUGCAAGGACACAUUCAGCGUCUUCAGGAGACAGAAUUUCCAAACAUACCUACUUUAAUCCCCCCCUUAUUUCACACUAUUUGUCUGAUCUGGAGUCACUCUAAGUUUUACAGCAUGCCAGCAAGAAUCAUUGUUCUAUUGCAAGAAUUCUGCAAUCUGUUUAUUGACCAGGCUGUGUUGUAUCUUUCACCAGAAGAUCUUAUGAAAAGGGAACCUGAAGAAACUUUGGAAAACUUGAAAGAAGCUCUUAAUACUUUGAGGAGUUUUAGGGAUUCUUUCUUCAGUCAAAGAAAAAGAAUAGCAACUUACUUCAGUAACAGUCAAGAGAUUAAACCAUGGGAUUUUCAGCCACAGCUGGUAUUUUCCAGAUUUGAUAUGUUUCUAACCCGCUUAGAAAAAAUCGAGGAAAUUUUUGUUAUCAUGCUUGAUUUUGAAAAACUGGAAAAGCUGGAAUUUGGUGGAAUCAAGGGGAAAAAUUUGAAUGACCAAAUAUACAGGCUGAAUGAAGAAUUUAUGGAGUCAUGUAAAAAUUUUAAAGAGAGGACCUAUGAUGCCUUAGAUUUCAACAAUGUGGAAUUUGAUGAAGACUAUGUCCAUUUUAAAUACAAAAUUCUGGAGUUUGAAAGACGUCUUGGAGCAAUUUUUUGUGUGGGAUUCCUUGACUGCUCAGGUUUAGAAUCAGCAUUUAAGCUUUUAGCCAUUUUGGGACAUUUUCUGGAGAAACCUGUUAUUGCAGAUAUUUUUAGUCCAAAUUACAAAAUUUUACUGCAAAUGUUUGAUGAAGAGCUGUAUAAUUGCAAACACUUAUAUGAUGAGCACAUUAAGCAGGUGGAAGAGGGGACUGAAAUAAUAAAUAAAAACAUGCCAUAUACUUCUGGAAACCUUAAAUGGUCCCAAGAAAUUAAAAGCCGUAUACAGUCAUUUUGGUCAAACAUCUCAUUCUUUUCUCACCCAAUCUUGGAAAGCUCAGAAGGUGCUUUAAUCUAUCAGAAAUAUAGAGAGAUGUUGACCUUGCUUGACCAAUAUGAAGAGGAGAUCUAUUACAAAUGGAAAUCCAAUGUGGAUAAUAUUUGCCAGUUUAAUUUAGAUCAACCACUAAUUAAACGCAGGGAUAAAGAUGGUCUCCUUAGUGUGAAUUUUGAUCCGAAGCUGGUGGCUGUUUUAAGAGAUGUCAAAUACCUCUUGCUUUUGGGUCAGCCUGAUAUUCCAAAUUCUGCAUUAGAAAUGUAUAAGAAAAGAAGAACUUUUGAUAAGCACAUAGGAAAUCUUGAGCUUGUAGUACAGUGGUAUAACAAGGUUAAACAGACAGUCUUGGAGGUAGAAUACCCUCUGAUCGAAACAGAACUGAGGACAGUUGAUGAUCUGCUAAUGGAAGCUGAAGAAAUAUUCACAUGGCAAGAGGAGAACUGCUGGGAGUACAUUGCAUAUGUGAAAGUCACAGUUUAUGACUUGGAGCAAAGACUUCAAAGAUCAAAGGAUAAUAUUAAAGGCAUUCAACAAAUUAUGAAGGGUUGGGUGGAGCAGACCCUCUUUUGUAGAAAAGACAAUAAAAAGGAAGCUUUGUUGAACCUGGAAGACAAGGAAGAUAGGCUUUCUAAGAAAUUCAUGUCACUUCAAGAAGAUGGCUGUAAGAUCCAUACACUUACACAGGAAAACUUAAUGCUUUUAAAAGCAGACCCAGAUUCAGACUCCUGGAAGAUUUAUUUGGAGUUCAUUGAUGACAUCAUAGUUGAUGGGUUUUUUAAUGUCAUAAUGCACAAUUUAAACUUCUUCUUGGAAAAUACAGAAACAAGCUUGAAGACACUUCUGUUAUUCCAGGUUCAGAUGACACUAAAUGCUCCAUAUAUAACAUUCAAACCUUCGUUGGACAAAGAAGCUGGAGAUGGCUUUUAUGACCUAAUAGAUGAACUUUUAAGCAAUAUUUUCAAAAUGUCUGGCCAGGUGAAAAGAGUAGCCACACAUCUAGGAAUGCAACAUUAUCAGAAUGAUAUGGAAAGUAUGUUAGAGCUGUCGGAGACUCGGAAAGAGAUUAUGGACAGAGUGGCAGAUAUUAUUACCAAAGCUGUGGACUUCAAAAACACUUUUGAAGCUUAUGCAUAUCUGUGGGUAGAAGAUAGAUCAGAGUUUAUGAAACAAUUUCUUUUCUAUGGACAUAUGCUAACUUCUGGGGAAAAUGAAACUCACAUUGAUGUUGGCACAUCUGAUCAUCAUCCAAUAACUGGACAAUUUAAAGAGCAGAUUGACAUCUAUGAGAAUCUUUUCAUUCAAGUAAGCAAACUUGAAGAUUCCAGAAUUUUUGAAGGGUGGUUUAAAGUGGACAUGAAACCUUUCCUAGUUAGUUUGUUAAACAUUAUUAAGAAGUGGAGCUGGAUGUUCAAAGAAUACCUUUUGAGAUUUGUCAUUGACAGCCUAACUGACCUAGAAGAAUUCAUUAAAAUGACAGAUGCUGGGCUCCAAAAAGAAUUAAAGGAAGGAGAUUAUGAUGGUCUGGUAGAUGUCCUGGUUCACCUUCUUGCUGUGAGAGAGAGGCAAGCAACUACUGAUGAGCUUUUUGAGCCUCUAAAGGAUACUAUUGUACUCUUGGAAAGCUAUGGUCAGAAGAUGCCAGAUCACGUUUAUGUUCUCGUAGAGGAACUGCCUGAAAGAUGGAACACCACCAAAAAACUUGCUGUGUCUAUAAAGCAUGAAGUGGCUCCUCUUUUGACUUCUGAGGUCACGCUUCUCAGAAAAAAAUGUGCAGCUUUUGAUGGAAAGCAGAUAGGAUUCAGAGAAAGAUUUAGAGUGGAUGCUCCCUUUCGCUUUGAUGCCAGAAACCCAUAUGCACUUCUUGAUAAGGCAAAUAGGGAAUUGGAGGCACUGGAGGAAGAAAUGUCACACAUAAAGGAAUCUGCCAACCUUUUUGAAGUGGCAAUUCCAGAUUACAAGCAAAUGAAACAAUGCCGCAAGGAGAUGCAACUGCUCAAGAGAGUGUGGGAUAUUAAUAUUUAUGUUACUAGUGCCAUUAAUGAUUGGACCAAAAGCCACUGGAGAGAGAUUAGUAUGGAACAGAUGGAAGUAGAACUCAGAAGGUUUGCCAAGGAAAUGUGGUCAUUGGCUAAAGAAGUUCGCUCCUGGAAUGUAUACAUAGGUUUAGAGCUAACAAUAAAGAACAUGAUGACAUCACUGAGGGUUAUAACAGAGCUGCAGAAUCCUGCAAUGAGAGAUAGACACUGGUAUCAACUGAUGGGUGCAAUAGGUGUUCAGUUUUCAAUAAACAAACAUACAACAUUAGCUGAAUUGCUGGCACUGAAGCUCCAUAAGUUUGAAGAUGAUAUUCGAAGUGUUGUUGACAAAGCAGUGAAAGAGCUAGGCACUGAAAAGAUUCUCAUAGAAAUCAAUCAAAUAUGGGCUACCAUGGAGUUUUCUUAUGAAGAGCAUUACAGGACCAAUAUUCCUUUGCUGAAAGCUGAUGAACAGCUUUUUGAGACUUUAGACAGUAACCAAGUUCAGCUGCAAACAAUUCUACAGAGCAAAUACAUUGAAUAUUUCAUUGAACAAGUCUUAAGCUGGCAGAAAAAGCUGAAUGUGGCAGACACAGUCAUUUUCAUUUGGAUGGAAGUUCAGCGCGCAUGGUCUCAUCUAGAAACCAUUUUCAUUGGCUCGCAUGAUAUUAGAGAUCAGCUUCCUGAAGAUGCAAAGCGAUUUGAUGGCAUUGAUUCAGAUUUUAAGGAAUUAAUGAAGAUUUCAGCAAAUACAAAAAAUGUAUUGGAAGCAACAACAAAACCCAAUUUAUAUGAAAAACUUGAAGAUCUGCAACACAGACUUUCCCUUUGUGAAAAAGCCCUUGCUGAAUAUUUAGAAACCAAACGUUUAGCCUUUCCUCGGUUCUAUUUUGUUUCAUCUGCUGAUCUCCUUGACAUUCUUUCAAAGGGAGCCCAGCCAAAACAGGUGACCUGCCAUCUUAUUAAACUUUUUGACAAUACUGCUGAUCUUAAAUUUCAAGACAACAAAGAGAAAUCCAGGAAUACUGCAUUAGGGAUUUAUAGCAAAGAAAAGGAAUAUGUCCCAUUCAACAGAGAAUUUGAGUGUGUUGGUCAGGUGGAAACGUGGUUAAAACGCCUUGAAGAAACCAUGUGUGAAACAGUUCGUCAUCACAUUGCUGAAGCUGUUGGUCUAUAUGAAGAAAAGUCCAGAGAACAGUGGAUUUUUGACUACCCAGCUCAAAUAGCACUCACGGGCUCUCAAAUCUGGUGGACCACAGAUGUGGGAAUAGCAUUCAGCAGGCUGGAAGAAGGGUAUGAAACAGCUUUGAAGGAUUACAAUAAAAAACAGAUCACUCAGCUAAAUGCUCUUAUCGCUCUCUUGUUGGGAGAGCUCACAUCCAGUGACAGACAAAAGAUUAUGACUAUAUGUACAAUAGAUGUUCAUGCAAGAGAUGUGGUGUCAAAGCUUGUUGCUCAGAAGAUCACUAGUUCCCAAGCUUUUGCUUGGCUAUCACAGCUACGUCAUAGAUGGGAUGGGGCCCAGAAGCACUGCUUUGCCAACAUAUGCGAUGCUCAGUUCCAGUACUGCUAUGAAUACCUGGGAAAUACCCCAAGGCUAGUCAUUACGCCUUUGACUGACAGGUGCUACAUUACUCUGACCCAGUCUCUCCACUUGACAAUGAGUGGCGCUCCGGCAGGUCCAGCUGGGACAGGCAAAACAGAGACCACCAAGGAUUUGGGCCAUGCCCUUGGAAUGAUGGUCUAUGUCUUCAACUGUUCAGAACAGAUGGAUUACAAGUCCAUAGGAAACAUCUAUAAAGGUUUGGUCCAGACAGGAGCUUGGGGAUGCUUUGAUGAAUUUAACCGAAUUUCAGUAGAAGUUCUUUCUGUUGUGGCAGUACAAGUAAAGACUAUCCAUGAUGCAAUCAGAAAUAAGAAAAAGGAAUUUUUAUUCCUUGGAGAAAAUAUUACACUGAAGCCAUCUGUUGGAAUAUUUAUUACUAUGAACCCAGGCUAUGCUGGUCGAACAGAAUUACCUGAAAAUCUUAAAGCUCUUUUCAGACCCUGUGCAAUGGUUGUCCCUGACGUUGAACUAAUCUGUGAAAUUAUGCUGGUUGCUGAGGGGUUUGUUGAUGCACGCUUGUUAGCUAGGAAGUUUAUCACCUUGUAUAACCUCUGUGGAGAGCUUCUGUCUAAACAGGAUCAUUAUGACUGGGGUCUCCGUGCUGUUAAAUCUGUCUUGGUAGUUGCCGGCUCCCUGAAGCGAGAAGACAAAACUAGACCUGAAGAUCAAGUACUUAUGCGAGCCUUAAGGGACUUCAACUUGCCUAAGAUAGUGACAGAUGAUAGCCCAAUUUUCAUGGGCCUAAUCAGUGACCUAUUUCCAGCUCUGGAUGUUCCGAGGAAGAGGGACCUGCAAUUUGAACAGAUGGUUAAACAAUCUACCCUGGAGCUUCGCUUGCAGCCUGAGGAGAGCUUUAUUCUCAAAGUUGUUCAGCUUGAGGAGUUGCUGGCAGUGCGUCACUCUGUCUUCGUAGUUGGCAAUGCAGGCACGGGAAAAAGCGAGAUUCUGAGAACGCUGAGCAGGACUUACAUAAACAUGAAGCUGAAGCCUGUUUGGAAUGAUCUGAACCCUAAAGCUGUGACUACUGAUGAGCUCUUUGGUUUUAUACAUCAGGCUACUCGGGAAUGGAAAGAUGGUCUGUUUUCAUCUCUUUUGAGAGAGCAAGCUAAUAUUACCCAUAGUGGGCCAAAAUGGAUUGUCUUAGAUGGGGACAUAGACCCUAUGUGGAUUGAAUCUCUCAAUACUGUUAUGGAUGAUAACAAGGUGCUGACUCUUGCUAGCAGUGAACGGGUUCCUCUGACUCCAUCAAUGAGACUGCUGUUUGAGAUACACCAUUUAAAAAUGGCUACUCCAGCUACAGUAUCUAGAGCAGGUAUUUUAUACAUAAACCCUCAGGAUCUUGGUUGGAAUCCUUACGUUGCAAGCUGGAUAGAAAGAAGGAGUUAUCAAUCUGAAAAAGCCAAUUUGACUAUUCUCUUUGAUAAAUAUGUUCCUCCAUGCUUAGAUCAACUCAAAACAAAUUUUAAAACAAUCAUACCUAUCACUGAGAACAGCAUGGUUCAGACACUCUGUUCUCUCCUUGACUGUUUGCUGACCCCUGAAAAUGUGUCUCUUGAUUGUCCAAGAGAACUGUAUGAGACAUACUUUGGUUUUGCUUGUGUGUGGGCAUUUGGUGGGGCACUCUUUCAAGAUCAGCUUUCCAAUUAUCAGGAAGAAUUCAGUCGCUGGUGGCAGAAAGAGAUGAAAGUUGUAAAGUUUCCCUCCCAUGGUACAAUCUUUAAUUAUUAUAUUGACCCAAAGACUAAGAGAUUUGCGCCCUGGAGUGACAAAAUGGUCAGUAUUGACCUAGAUCCAGAUACACCCUUGCAGGCAGUCCUUGUUCACACAUCUGAGACCACAUGUCUCAAAUAUUUUACUGAUUUGCUCUUGGAGAAAAGUAAGCCUGUGAUGCUAGUUGGAAAUGCUGGAGUGGGGAAAACCGUAUUUAUUGAGGAAUGUCUUGCUGGCCUCUCUGAGGAUUUUACUGUGUCCAAAGUUCCCUUCAACUAUUACACGACAUCAGCUGUGCUACAAAGGAUUCUUGAGAAACCCUUGGAGAAAAAAGCUGGCCGUAACUACGGUCCCAUUGGAAAUAAGAAGUUGAUUUAUUUUAUUGAUGAUAUGAACAUGCCUGAAGUGGAUGUGUAUGGAACAAUUCAGCCUCACACACUGAUUCGACAACAUUUAGAUUAUGGACACUGGUAUGAUAGGCAGAAAUUAACUGUAAAGGAAAUUCAUAAUUGUCAGUAUGUUGCCUGUAUGAACCCAACUGUUGGCAGCUUCACAAUCAACCCUCGACUCCAAAGACAUUUCGCAGUGUUUGCAAUGAACUUUCCAUCCACUGAUGCGUUAAGCACUAUCUAUAGCAAGAUCCUUGAUUUCCACUUCCAGCAGCAUGCCUUUAAUCCAUCAGUGUUAAAACAUGGGGUUUCUGUGAUCCAAGCAGCAAUAUGGCUUCACCAGUUAAUGGUUCAGAACUUUCUCCCCACAGCUAUUAAAUUCCAUUACAUUUUUAAUCUCCGAGACCUCUCCAACAUCUUCCAGGGGAUUCUGUUUGCUAAACCAGAAUGUCUAAAGCAUCCAAAUGAUCUUGUACGUCUAUGGUUUCAUGAGUCUUCUCGUGUUUAUGGAGAUAAAUUGGUGGAAGAAAAAGACUGCAGUUUCUUUCAUAAAAAAUUGGUUGACACUGCCCAUAAAUAUUUUGAGGGUGUAGAAGAUCAUAUUCUUCUCCAACAACCACUUAUUUACUGUCAUUUUGCAAAUGGGGUGGCAGACCCUAACUAUAUGCCUGUCAAGAAUUGGGACAUGCUGAGAAAGAUACUUGUGGAGACUCUUGAAAACUACAAUGAACUGAAUGCAUCAAUGAACUUAGUUUUAUUUGAAGAUGCCAUGCAACACGUCUGUCGUAUUAGUCGAAUCUUGGAAUCCUCUCGUGGUUAUGCACUUUUGGUUGGAGUAGGUGGCAGUGGCAAACAAAGCUUGUCAAGAUUGGCUGCAUUUAUUGGGUCUCUUGACGUGUUUCAGAUUACACUGAAGAAAGACUAUGGGAUUCAGGAUCUCAGGGUAGAUCUUGCUAAUCUGUACAUCAAGGCAGGAGCCAAGAACAUUCCCACUGUGUUUUUGCUGACAGAUGCUCAGGUUCCAGAUGAACGCUUUCUUGUGCUGAUUAAUGACUUGUUGGCAUCAGGAGAAAUUCCAGAUCUGUUCAGUGAUGAAGAUAUGGAUGCUAUAAUUGCAAGAAUUAGAAACGAGAUACAGGGACAUGGUCUUGUUGAUACCAGAGAAAACUGUUGGAAGGUUUUUUUAGACAGAGUACGACUCCAGCUAAAAAUAAUUUUGUGUUUCUCUCCUGUCGGUUCCACACUGAGAGUUAGAGCUCGGAAGUUCCCAGCCAUAGUUAACUGCACAGCUAUUGACUGGUUUCAUGAGUGGCCACAGGAGGCCCUGCAGUCUGUCAGCAGGAGGUUCAUUGAGGAGAUGCCUGCGAUUAAGCCACAGUUUUAUGACUCCAUUUGUCAAUUCAUGGCCUAUGCUCAUACUGGCAUGAAUGAGAUAAGUGCAAAGUUUCGUCAGAAUGAGAGACGGUACAACUAUACAACUCCAAAAAGCUUUUUGGAACAAAUUAUGCUAUACAAGAACCUUCUCGAAAAGAAUGUCCAGGAAAUAUCCCAGCAUAAAGAGCAUCUUAUAAAUGGCAUUCAGAAAUUGAAAACAACAUCUUCUCAGGUGGAGGACUUAAAAUACAAACUUGCCUCUCAAGAAGCAGAGCUGCAACUGAGAAAUCAAGAUGCUGAAGCUUUGAUUACUAAGAUAGGGCUUCAGACUGAGAAAGUGAGCAAGGAAAAGGCCAUUGCUGAUGCGGAGGAGCAAAAGGUAGCCACAAUCCAAGAAGAAGUAUCUUGUAAACAGAAAGAAUGUGAAGAUGACCUGAUGAAAGCUGAGCCUGCUCUGGUGGCUGCCACUGCUGCUUUAAAUACACUUAAUAAGGCAAAUGUUUUGGAAAUGAGAGCCUUCCCUAACCCGCCAACUGUAGUAGCAAACAUCUUAGCAGCAGUAAUGAUCCUAUUGGCGAAUAAAGGAAAGAUACCAAAAGACCGAAGCUGGAAAGCUGCUAAAAUCUUCAUGGGAAAGACUGAUGAAUUCUUGCAAGCUUUAAUUAACUAUGAUAAAGAGCAUAUCCCAGAGAAUUGCCUGAAAGUAGUCAAAGAACAGUACUUAAAAGAUCCAGAAUUCAGCCCAAACUUGGUUCGCAUUAAGUCAUUUGCAGCAGCUGGUCUCUGUGCCUGGGUUAUCAACAUCAUAAAAUACUAUGAGGUAUACUGCGAUGUGGAGCCAAAACGUCAAGCACUGACCCAAGCAAAUGCUGAACUUGCAGCAGCUACUGAGAAGCUGGAAGCCAUCAGGAAAAAACUUAGCGAACUGGCUCUCAAUCUGCAAAAACUCACCGCAUCAUUUGAAAAAGCAACAGCAGAGAAAGUUAGAUGUCAAGAAGAUGUUGAUCGAACCAACAAGACUAUUGAGUUAGCUAACAGGCUUGUUAAAGGACUUGAGUCUGAAAAGGUUCGCUGGAGCCACUCUAUUAAAGCAUUUGAAGCUCAAGAAUUAACGCUGUGUGGUGAUGUUCUGUUAACAGCAGCUUUUGUUUCAUACGUUGGACCUUUUACCAAACUAUAUCGUCAAGAGCUGGUAUACCAUAUGUGGUUUCCUUUCCUGAAAUCACAAAAAAUUCCCAUUCCAGUCAGUGAAGACAUAAACCUAACUGCCAUGUUGACUGAUGAUGCAAUGAUUGCGACAUGGAAUAAUGAAGGGCUGCCCAGUGAUAGAAUGUCAACAGAAAAUGCUGCUAUUUUCACCAACUGUGAACGCUGGCCGCUACUGAUAGAUCCCCAGCUACAAGGCAUCAAAUGGAUAAAGAACAAAUAUGGAACUGACCUUAAAAUCAUACAUCUAGAACAGAAAGGGUUCUUAAAAGCUAUUGAAAGAGCUUUGAUUUCUGGAGAUGCAAUCCUAAUUGAAAACUUGGAUGAAACAGUAGACCCUGUACUUGAUCCCCUACUUGGAAGAAACACUAUAAAAAAGGGAAAGUAUAUCAAGAUUGAAGACAAAGAAUGUGAAUUCAACAAGAAUUUCCGUCUCAUCCUUCACACUAAGCUGGCUAAUCCCCACUACAAACCAGAACUGCAAGCUCAGACCACUCUCAUUAAUUUCACAGUUACAAAGGAUGGGCUGGAGGACCAGCUGUUAGCGGAGGCUGUUAAUAUUGAGCGACCUGAUUUGGAGAGAGUUAAGUCUCUCUUGACAAAGCAACAGAAUGAAUUCAAGAUUCAGCUGAAGCACUUGGAGGAUGACCUGCUGUUUCGCCUUUCAGCUGCUGAGGGCAGUUUCUUGGGAGACACCGAACUGGUGGAGAAACUUGAGUCAACAAAAUCAACAGCUACAGAGAUAGAGCUCAAGGUAAUAGAAGCCAAAGAAAAUGAAGUUAAUAUUGAUGAAGCCAGAGAACGCUACAGGCCAGCAGCUGCAAGAGCAUCCCUUCUUUACUUUGUCAUUCAUGAUCUGAGCAAAAUCAACCCCAUGUAUCAGUUUUCAUUGAAGGCUUUCAACACUGUUUUUCAUAAAGCCAUUGAGCAAGCAGAGGCAUCAGAGGAUAUCCAGGGGCGUAUCUCCAACCUGAUAGAAGCUAUUACAUACUUCACCUUCCUUUAUGUAGGCCAAGGACUUUUUGAAAAAGACAAGCUGAUCUUUCUGAUCCAGACAACCUUUCAGAUUCUUUUGAGAAAUAAAGAGAUAGAACUCACUGAACUGAACUUCUUGCUGCGAUUCACAGUUGAACACAAUUAUAAAAGUCCUGUGGACUUCUUAACUACUCGGUCAUGGAGUGCCAUUAGGGCCAUUGCCCUAAUGGAUGAAUUCCGAGGAUUAGAUAGAGAUAUAGAAGGUUCUGCUAAGAGAUGGAAAAAAUGGGUGGACUCUGAAUGCCCAGAAAAGGAAAAACUUCCUCAGGAGUGGAAAAGCAAAAGUUCUUUUCAGAAGCUCAUCAUACUAAGAGCUCUACGCCCAGAUCGGAUGACCUACGCUCUCAGGAACUUUGUGGAAGAAAAGCUAGGCUCUAAGUAUGUAACUGAAACUAGGAUAGACUUGGCUAAAUCCUAUGAAGAAAGCAGCCCAGCCACUGCAGUAUUUUUCAUUCUCUCUCCUGGAAUUGACCCUCUUAAAGACUUGGAGAUGCUUGGCAAAAAACUUGGCUUCACAAUCGACUCUGGAAAAUUUUAUAACAUCUCUUUAGGACAAGGACAAGAAAUUGUUGCAGAAGAGGCAUUAAGGAAAGCUGCCAAGUACGGGCACUGGGUUAUUCUCCAAAAUAUACACCUUGUAGUCAAAUGGCUGGGGACCUUAGAAAAACUGUUGGAGGACUACAGCAAACAAAGUCACUCAGACUACCGUGUUUUUAUUAGUGCUGAACCAGCUCCAACUCCUGAAGAACACAUCAUACCUCAAGGGAUAUUAGAAAACUCUAUUAAAAUUAUUAAUGAACCGCCAACUGGAAUUUUAGCAAAUCUUCAUGCUGCUCUGUACAAUUUUGACCAGGAUACACUUGAAUUGUGUGCCAGGGAGCAGGAGUUUAAAAGUAUCUUCUUUUCCCUCUGCUACUUUCACACCUGUGUUGGUGGAAGACGCAAGUUUGGACCUCAAGGAUGGAAUCGAAGAUAUCCUUUUAAUGUGGGAGAUCUCACCAUCUGUGUUAAUGUCCUCUACAACUAUCUAGAGACAAACACUAAAGUUCCCUGGGAAGACUUGCGUUAUCUCUUUGGUGAGAUAAUGUACGGUGGACACAUCACUGAUGACUGGGACCGCAGACUCUGUCACACAUAUUUAGAAGAACUCAUGAGCCCUUCCUUGCUUGAAGGCGAUUUUACUUUGGCACAAGGCUUCUUGGCUCCUCCCAAUUUGGAUUACACAGGAUACCACAAGUACAUAGAUGAAACGCUGCCCCUUGAAAGCCCUGUACUCUAUGGUCUGCACCCUAAUGCCGAGAUAGAUUUCUUGACUGUACUAACUGAUAACCUUUUUAAGGCUAUCUUGGAAAUACAACCCAGAAAUGUGCUUGCUGGAGAGGUAGUAGGACAGUCAGCAGAAGAAAAGGUGAAGAAUGUCUUGGAUGAGAUUUUGGAGAAGUUGCCAGAGGAGUUUAACAUGGUUGACAUAAUACAGAAGUCUGCUGUUCGAAGUCCCUAUGUACUCGUUUGUUUCCAAGAAUGUGAGAGGAUGAACAUCCUAAUUCGAGAGAUAUGGAGGUCACUUAAGCAACUGGACCUUGGUCUGAAAGGGGAACUUACAUUUUCUCCUGCCAUGGAAGCUCUGCAAUCAGCCUUGUUUUUUGAUCUGGUGCCAGAUACAUGGACCAGACUGGCUUACCCAUCCACAUACAGCCUUCCACAAUGGUUUAAUGAUCUUCUCAUGCGAUGCAGAGAACUUGAUACUUGGACACAAGAUCUUGUGCUUCCUGCUGUAGUGUGGCUUUCUGGUUUCUUCAACCCUCAAUCCUUUUUGACUGCUGUUAUGCAAAGCAUGGCACGAAAGAACAACUGGUCUCUGGAUAAGAUGUGUCUAACAACAGAUGUUACCAAGAAAAGUAGAGAUGAUUAUGGUCACCCACCAAGGGAAGGAGCAUAUAUUUUUGGGCUUUUUAUGGAAGGAGCUAGAUGGGAUAUCCAAACAGGAGCCAUCACUGAAGCUCGUCUGAAGGAGCUGACUCCCAUCAUGCCAGUUAUCUUUGUAAGAGCAAUUCCAGUGGAUAAGCAAGAAACCAAGCACAUUUAUAAAUGCCCAGUAUAUAAAACUAAAAUUAGAGGGCCCACUUAUGUCUGGACUUUUAACCUCAAAAGCAAAGAAAAGCCAGCCAAGUGGGUGCUUGCAGGAGUAGCCUUGCUCCUAGCCGUUUAG